This is a messenger RNA of Talaromyces rugulosus, 1437 nucleotides long. RefSeq lists its product as uncharacterized. Gene Ontology annotation, cellular component: membrane. Lineage: Eukaryota; Fungi; Ascomycota; Eurotiomycetes; Eurotiales; Trichocomaceae. The transcript is spliced from 3 exons. The coding region runs from base 1 to 1437 and encodes 478 amino acids. The record is from RefSeq and is a predicted model, not a curated record.
AUGGGUGCUCUCUUAUCUAUUCCCAUGCUGGUGAUUCCCAGCGCCGGCACGAUGCUCUCUGUCGGAGCCUCUUGCUGUGGAGCGGCAACGUGCUCGGCAGUAUGCAGUGCUUGUGGAAAGUUCCAAAGCAGCAUGGCAACGAGGAUUGCCUACGCCUUCAUUUUACUGGUCAACUCGAUGGUUUCUUGGAUUAUGCUUACGCCAUGGGCGCUUGAAAAGCUGGAACACCUGACGAUGGACUACAUGAAAAUUCGGUGCGAUGGAAAGGAAUGCCACGGCUGGGUUGCCGUUCAUAGAAUCAACUUUGGCCUCGGAAUCUUUCACCUAUUCCUUGCUCUGUUGCUCCUCGGUGUCAGGACGUCGAAAGACAGCAGGGCUGCUCUUCAAAAUGGGUUUUGGGGACCAAAGAUUAUUUUCUGGAUUGGCUUCGUCGUCAUGUCAUUCUUCAUCCCGGAAAGCUUCUUCUUGAUCUAUGGUCACUACAUCGCAUUCAUCGCCGCCAUGCUCUUCCUGCUCCUCGGGCUCAUCCUUCUUGUCGACCUGGCGCAUUCGUGGGCGGAGCUAUGUCUUGAAAAGAUUGAAGACAGUGACUCUCGGCUCUGGCGGGGGCUGUUGAUCGGCUCAACGCUAGGAAUGUACACCGCGUCGAUUGUCAUGACCAUUUUGAUGUAUUGCUUCUUCGCUAAUAGCGGAUGCUCGAUGAACCAGGCUGCGAUAACAAUCAACCUCGUCGUGAUGUUCAUUGUUUCAUUUGUUUCAGUGCAACCAGCAGUUCAAGAAUUCAACUCCCGGGCUGGAUUAGCGCAAGCCGCAAUGGUCGCCGUCUACUGCACUUACCUGACCAUGUCGGCUGUAUCCAUGGAACCCGAUGAUCGCCAGUGCAAUCCUCUCAUCCGCGCCCGUGGCGCCAGAACAGCCACUAUCAUCCUGGGCGCUGUCCUUACCAUGGCUACUAUUGCGUACACUACUACUCGGGCUGCUACACAAGGCAUCGCCCUUGGAUCCAAGGGAGGUACCAGUUACUCUCCGCUUGGGAGCGAAGAUAACGACCACGGUCUUGUUACCCAACAACCAUCAAGCCGCCGUGAGAUGCGGGCCGAAGCCCUUCGUGCCGCUGUGGAGAGUGGCAGCCUGCCUGCCAGUGCUUUGGACGAUAGUGACGACGACGAUGACGAUGAAUAUGACACCAAGGAUGAUGAGCGUGGCUCCACGCAAUAUAACUACUCGCUCUUCCAUGUCAUCUUUUUUUUGGCUACGACAUGGGUCGCGACGCUGCUGACACAGAAUAUAGACCUCGAGACCGAGGGUAAUUUUGCAGCAGUGGGCAGAACGUACUGGGCGAGCUGGGUGAAGAUCAUCAGUGCCUGGGUUUGCUAUGCGAUUUAUUUGUGGUCGUUGCUUGCUCCAACCAUUAUGCCCGAUCGAUUUGAUUACUGA